Molecule: messenger RNA, 474 nt
Organism: Fusarium subglutinans
Lineage: Eukaryota; Fungi; Ascomycota; Sordariomycetes; Hypocreales; Nectriaceae
Exons: 1
Coding region: 1-474 (157 amino acids)
Source: RefSeq, a predicted model, not a curated record
AUGGACUAUUAUCGCGUUAAACUUCCCCUUGCAACGGUUGCGCCAUAUGAGCAUGCUGGCGAUGACGUAAACGACCCAAAUCACGUCUUGUACAUUAACCCUGCCGUCGACACCGUUGUUGUACUGGGUGACCUAGACUACAGCAGAAUCUCACGACUGCUGACUGGCUUGCGAGUCGGUGAUUUGGAGGGAAAGGGUCUGCAAAGUUUUGCUGUUAGUGCCAGCUGGACGUAUCAUCAAGGAGCUGGUGACACAAUCAGAAUGUUAGUCAAACACAUGUUUCCCGAACUAGAACAGAUGAUCGUGUUUAUGUAUGAUGAAAAAAUGCCUCCUGCGGACUGGGCUGGUGGAACGUGUGAGCUGCGAGAUUGCAGCCAUACAGACUACUAUAAACGGUAUGCAAUGGGAAGAGGCCAGCAAAUGAGGGAUGGUGAUUGGGAGAAAAGAGUUACAGGUGAUGGAACUGUGUUUUAG